Molecule: messenger RNA, 2355 nt
Organism: Quercus robur (English oak)
Lineage: Eukaryota; Viridiplantae; Streptophyta; Magnoliopsida; Fagales; Fagaceae
Exons: 12
Coding region: 149-1864 (571 amino acids)
Molecular function (GO): protein binding
Source: RefSeq, a predicted model, not a curated record
CCACCACUUGUCCUAACGACCACUCGUUCCUAAUCCAAAAACCCAAACCACAAGCAAAACCAAACCAAACCGAUCAAAGAUUCAAAACAAUAGCUACUAGCUAGAGCUCUACUUUCUCUUUGGCUGAUCAUCCAAAACAAUCCCACAAAUGACUCUCAACUUGGGUUGUUCUUGUUCUCCUUGGCUUUUCUCUCACCAAUCUCCUCCACUUCCCAAACUCUCUGAAACCUUUGCCACCAACAACUACUACAACAAUAUUUCUUAUUCUCUUACUUUUGUUAACUUCUCUAAGACCUUCAAGACCAGAGCCUCUUCUUUGAGUGAGAGCCAGAAUGGGUUGGUUGAGAACUCGGUUUCCCAGCUUUUGGACGAGGAGUCGCUUGCUAAGGUUUCGGGUGCUAAGGAUGCCAACGAAGCUUUGGACAUGAUUGGUGACAAGUGUGGAAGAAAUGGAGGUGUUGUGGGAGUUAAUGAUUGUUGCUUGAUUAUAACAGCUGCGCUUGAGCGCAACAAUGCUGAGUUGGCUUUGUCGGUUUUCUAUGCCAUGCGUGCCAGCUUUGACCAAGGUACUACUGAAAAUGGAUCUUUUGCUGAGAUAUGGAAGUGGUCCAGGCCUGAUGUACAUGUUUACACAUCAUUAAUUAGGGGUCUUGCAGCAUCAUUGAGGGUUUCUGAUGCUCUUAGGAUAAUUGAAGAUAUUUGCCAAAUGGGAGUAUCUCCUGCCGAGGAGGUCCCUUUUGGAAAGGUUGUGAGAUGUCCUAGUUGUAUGAUAGCUGUUGCUGUUGCACAACCCCAACAUGGUAUUCAGGUUGUAUCCUGUGCGAAGUGCCGCUACAAGUAUGAACUUAUUUCUGGCGACAUAGUUAGCAUCGAGUCUGAAGAAAUCAGCAUGGAUGUUCCAGCAUGGAAAAGAGGGCUAAGAUUCCUGCAAAUAAUGAAGCAAAGCAUUCCUUCUGCUGUUCACUCUAUCGUGGUAGAGACUCCUUCUGGUAUGGCGCGCACGCACAGAUUUGCUACUGAAACAGUUGAUCUCCCAGCACAAGAAGGAGAAAGGGUUACCAUUGCUGUAGCAGCUCCAUCAAAAGUUUAUAGAGAGGUAGGCCCCUUCAAAUUCAGUCCAAAGGCCCCCAACUUCUAUGCUGGAGAGCCUAUGUGCCUGACAAACCACAAAGAUGGCCGAGAAUCACUAUUGUUAAGAGCACCACUAAAAGAAGGAAACUCAUCCUUACUUAAUCCCUCCAUCCUCUUUCCCCUUCUUGCUGUGUUGGCCACUGGAGAUGCUGCCUCUGGAAUUAUUAACCCCAGCUUGCCCCAGUUCCUUUCAGCUGCUGCAGUCGCAUCUCUUGCUGUGGGGGCUACUGUAAAUGCUUUGGUUCUGCCCCAGUUAAAUCAACUUCCUCAAAGAUCAGUGGAUGCAAUUGCUAUAAAGCAGCAGCUUUUAGCUCAAUAUGAUAUGCUCCAGUCUCGCAUCAAGGACCUUAAAGAAGCUGCUGAAAAAGAGGUUUGGAUGUUGGCUCGGAUGUGCCAAUUGGAGAACAAAAUUUUUGCUGUAGGAGAACCCUCUUAUCGUGCUCGGAGAAGUAGAGUCAAAAGAGUGCGAGAAGGCUUGGAAAACUCCCUCAAGGGACGAAUUGAACUAAUCGACAGCUUUGCAAGAAUUUCUUCAAUGAUUGAAAUCGAAGUAGAAUUGGACUCUGACGUACUUGCUGCUGAAGCAGCAAGCAAUGUGGAAAGUAUUGCUGAACAGAUACAACAAAUAAUGGAGCUAGAGAAUCUUGAAGAGAGAUGGAAACUACAAGCUGAAGCAAACGAUGAGGCAGAAAGACUUCUUAGUUCCCAAUCCAUACCCACAGAACAGAUUUAAACACAUAUGGUUGGUUGUUCUACCCAAGUAUUAAUUGUCUGCAAUGCUCUAUCCAUUGAUUGUAUCUAUUCCAAAAGAUCUUUUUGCUUGAAUCAAUCAAAAAGCAGGCACCAUUCCUCUGAAAUAUUACCAAAAGGAUGCUAAACAGUGUAAUACGUUCAAAAGUCAUGAACAUACCAAUACCAUGACAGGAAUUUAAAGAAUGCAAGAUUGUGGAAAUGAGGUUGGUGGUAUCAAAAGCUUGGUUUUUUUGGUUGUCUCAGUUGAAGACUUUCCCACGGGCUCAAUCAAAGAUAAGGGCGUUAUAUGUAAAUUUUCUCUCACUUAUAUUGUUCAUUGAAAGUUUUAAACUGACCACCACAUUCAUUCCCACAGUGUAGUACAAUUUCUUUUCAUUUUUUUGGGUGUAAAAAGUAGUUCUCCAUUUCAGUGCAUGUGUAUGAUUAACUCAGAUGUUCUGUAGAAUAAAGGGAUCGUUAUGUUUUUGUUUA